AUGAGAAAUCGUUUAAAAAGCAUAAACAAGCAUUCGUUUUCGUUUUAUGCUAGUGUUCCAAAGCGCUACGCAUGUCAUUAUGUUUGGCCAAACAAAUUAAACAGCACUACGGAUAAACAUUCUAACGCUAAAAGAAGGUUUCUGUACGUAAUUUUUGUUCAGCAUCAACAAGAAAAGGUUGGAAAAAUGAGCAACGUCAAGAAAGUUAAAAUCAACAGUGACGUGUUCUGGGUCUGCGAAGAUCACGCUCUGUCUACAGAAAGGGAGGAGAUAAUGGGCCUUCUGAUGGGUUGUGAAAACAACGGAGUUAUUGAGAUCUCGGCCAUAAAAAUGCUAGAACGAUCAGACAAGAGGAAAGACAGGGUGGAAAUUUCCACGAAUCAGUUGGUCAGCGCAGCUGAAGAGGCAGAGACGCUGAAAGAAAAACAUGGCAUGGAUAUGAGGGUAGUUGGCUGGUACCAUUCCCACCCACACAUCACGGUGUUACCUUCAGUAGUUGAUAUUCGUACUCAAGCAUCUUAUCAACAAAUGGAACCUUCAUUUGUGGGCUUGAUUUUCUCCGUAUUUCCAGGCCAAGAUGGCGCAAAAGAAACUCAACAGCUGAAAGUAAUUUGCUUUCAAAGUUAUGGCGAAUCCAAGUUGGAAGUUGACUUGGAAAUCGUGCCAAAUAAGGGUAUCCAGGAAAUAUUUGAAGAAUCGGUUCUUGGACUGCCAAAAAUACUGUUUCGAGAAGAAACUGAGCAGUACAAACACCGCAUUGAAGCUGAUGGACUCAGUGAUCUGUCCAAACAUCAGAACGAGUCUGUGUAUGUCUCCUCUGUUUUCAACAUGAUGUCUGUGAUUGAAGCUCCUGCCAUCGAAACUCUGGUCGAGAGAAAUGGCAUCCUGCGGCAGCAGAUCAAGUACAUGAAGAGCAAGAGAUCACCCACAAUCGAACUAAAUUAGGACUGAUUGGAGCAGACAGAGUCCACCCCCACAGACUGACAGGUACCUUUGGACCAAAGUAAUUAUAGUCGAGCUUUAAUAAAGCAUAUUCCAUUGAUUGUGAAACAAAAUAGGAUUUAUUGAACAAA
Molecule: messenger RNA, 1073 nt
Organism: Cloeon dipterum
Lineage: Eukaryota; Metazoa; Arthropoda; Insecta; Ephemeroptera; Baetidae
Product: lys-63-specific deubiquitinase BRCC36-like
Exons: 7
Coding region: 1-945 (314 amino acids)
Biological process (GO): double-strand break repair
Cellular component (GO): BRCA1-A complex; BRISC complex
Molecular function (GO): metallopeptidase activity; polyubiquitin modification-dependent protein binding
Source: RefSeq, a predicted model, not a curated record